Truncatella angustata is the source of this 2817-nucleotide messenger RNA. Its product is annotated as vacuolar segregation subunit 7-domain-containing protein. The coding region runs from base 1 to 2817 and encodes 938 amino acids. Gene Ontology annotation, cellular component: fungal-type vacuole membrane; PAS complex. The record is from RefSeq and is a predicted model, not a curated record. The transcript has a single exon. NCBI's taxonomy places the organism in Eukaryota, Fungi, Ascomycota, Sordariomycetes, Amphisphaeriales, Sporocadaceae. Gene Ontology annotation, biological process: vacuole inheritance; protein localization to vacuolar membrane; positive regulation of phosphatidylinositol biosynthetic process.
AUGGAGAGGUCCGGAACGCUGCCUCACCAGAGCAGCUCUGGCUUAGAUGCCAGCAUCUCGAGCUUGAACUCGGUCGACCAAGAGACAUCCGCAACCUCAAGCGCAAACAUCGACACACAGCCAUCGCGGUGGACGUCAACGACGACUUCACUGGUGGCUUCGCCCUUUGCGUCGAGGGAACCUUCCCCAACGAGAACGUCCUAUCCCAAGACCGGAAGAACAAGCCGCUCAUCAACAACGAGAUCGAGGAAAAAUAGCAAUACGAGCGUCCAGGACCCUAGCCCUUCGAGGUCGAGGUCUCAUCUCCCACCGACAUCCGCACCACGACAACAAAUAUCAGCCACCAACACUCCCACCUUACCACCGCCAUCGGGGAAAGAGCCCGGACAACGCGCGCCACAGCCACAGAAGCCUUCUGUUGCCGCCGAAAGGUCGAGGGAUACACCUAAGUGGCCUGUGUCGCCCCGACUGAAAUCUCCACCACCAGCCCUGAAUAGGCCAGCUAUUCCGCUGUCAUCUGGCAAGAGCGAGCGCGAGCCGCCUUUGAUAAACGUACAAAGGGCAACCCCUUCACCGCAUCCGCUGCCGUCGGAGCCCUCAUCGCAGGCUCCCUCGGACACAGAAGGAGAUGAUGCUGCGAACCUCGAACCCGGUGUGAGAACACCGGUCAGAGGACCAAGUGGAGGUUCUUCGCAACUGGAAACUGUGCAGGAGGUCAGCCAGCCCAACACUCCUGGGCCGGAUUUGGACAUGGCUGUCGAGAAGCUGUCUCAAGCUAGCAUGGCUGAAGGACAAGGACGCAUGUUCAGACCAGACGAUGCAGUCAACAAGACGCUCAAAAACCAGUCCGGCAGUAACAGCGAAAGUGGCAGCGACAGCGGAAGCGUAAAAAUAAGUACGAGAAGAUCCAGCGCCGCAGCCCCCUCACCGCUAUUGCAUACCAGACAAUCGAGCUCGGCUCUGCGGUUUGGCGGUAAGGCGCCGCCGAGCGACAUGUCGAAACACAUCAUGGUCGAAGAGGAGGAAGUCAGCUCAGGCCCACGCCUAGCAUUGGGGUUAAACUCAGCGAUCCAGGCAGUCAACGGCAGUUUGAAGGCCAAGCCCAGCACAGAGACGAUACGGCCACGGAAGGAUAAGAAGAAACCGACGAGGAAAGCAGCGUCGGUAGCUUCUGGCACUGGUGAGACCCCGACUCUUCUUGCAGCAAGACCAACGUCAGCACAGCUUCGGCAUCAGCGCUCGAUCAGGUCGAUGUCUUCAUCGAUUCCUUGUCGUUCGCCGAAACAACCGAAGCACGGCCAAGGGCCGAACGUUGAAGAACCCAUGUAUUUGCGAUCUCCUUCAAGGAAGGGAUCGCGCACUCCAAGUUUGACUGCUCAUGUGACCAAUUUACUAAUCGGAGGCCCUCGUCCAGCAUCAUCCAAGGCAGACAUUUUCGAGGCCAAAGUUGCCAGCGCAGUCGAGGAGAACAACUCCUCCGACUCUGAUGAAACCUUUGUCUAUGACUCUAACCCACCGGACGCCCCCGACAGGCCACGCCGUUAUCACUCCCGUACACCAAGUGCGACUUCCAUGGUUAGUCAAGCCGACCGCGGUGGAUUACGCCCGAUACACACCAUGCUAGAUAGCGGCCCUGUCAACCCUGCUAUCAAGAAGAGCAUGAAGUUCGUCAACACCUACAAUAGCAGCGGAGCGGACACCCUGACCGGUGACGACGACGGCAAAGGUACUGGGGGGCGUAGCAAUGCCGGCUCAGCACGCGGCACCGGCAGACACCACCAUCACGGCAACCGCUGGGGCCGUAAUGGCAGCAGCACCCACCUCUCUCUUUUCGAUAACGAGUCACCAUUUCCUAAUGCCGCACGGUCGAAGCUCUCUACCAACCAACCAAGACAUCCAUCUAAUCCUCCUAGUCCUCGAUUCGCCCAUGGCCGCGGUGGGCUCCAGAACAGCAAACGUCAAAUGGCCAUGGUCGGUGGCUAUGACCUAGAUGAUUCGGCCACAGCUGGAGCCGACGAUGAACGUACCCCUCUACUUCAGUUAAAUGGCAACCAAUCCGUCAGGUCGAAUCGGAGCAGACGCACCAUGGUCAGAAGUCACAGUGACAUAGAGGCUGGUCGUUAUCGUUCUCGGCCAUCGUUCUUAAAUCGUUUCGCGAGUUGUUUAGUACUCACCAUCAUGUUGUUGCUGGUCAUUAUGGGUGCAGUCGGCUUCAUGUUUGCCACGUCCCAACCCCUGACAGAUAUCGAACUCGUCAGCAUUGGUAAUGUGCUUGCAAGCGAGCAGGAAUUAAUGAUGGACAUUGUGGUCAAGGCACAUAAUCCCAACAUAGUUGUUGUGUCGGUGGAUGCAGCGGAUCUUGAGGUUUUCGCGAAAUCACCACAUGCAGGUACUGAUUCGGAAUGGUGGCGACACCCUCAAGAUGUAGAAAUCCUGGAUGAUCCACCAAGUGACCCACCGGGCGACUUCCCCGAGGACGGGAAAUCUCCAAAUAUGCGGCUUGGAAAUAUCAUGGAACUUGACAGCCCUUUGAGCUUCGAGGGCUCCUUCUUCCAGUCUGGCAACUCCAUGUCUUCUAGCGAGCUACGUCUGGUCCGCCCCGGCAACGGUACAGAUGGCGGAUCUGAACGUUGGGAACGUAUACUGGAAGACGAGUUUACUCUGAUCCUGAAGGGUGUACUCAAGUACACGUUGCCACUGAGUCAAAAAGUCAAGAGCGUCUCGAUCUCAGGCAAGGCCACUGUCAAACCAAAUUCGGCUAGCGAUCCGGUUUUGAGGAAACCAAAUGGGACCGACUUCGAAGUCGGGAUCCUGUAG